Messenger RNA from Carcharodon carcharias (great white shark), 2936 nucleotides. It is a transcript of the gene xrcc3, whose product is annotated as X-ray repair complementing defective repair in Chinese hamster cells 3. Gene Ontology annotation, cellular component: Rad51C-XRCC3 complex; replication fork. Gene Ontology annotation, molecular function: ATP-dependent DNA damage sensor activity; ATP binding; four-way junction DNA binding. Lineage: Eukaryota; Metazoa; Chordata; Chondrichthyes; Lamniformes; Lamnidae. The transcript has 7 exons. Gene Ontology annotation, biological process: telomere maintenance via recombination; t-circle formation; resolution of mitotic recombination intermediates. The record is from RefSeq and is a predicted model, not a curated record. Bases 214 to 1281 code for a protein of 355 amino acids.
UGAAGAUAUGAGAUUGCUUUUCUUAGCAGUAUCUGUUCUGAACGCACUUUCCCCGAAGAGCAAUAUCACCGAAGGAGGGCGCGAUGUUCUAUUUGGGGGAGGGGUGGUCGUUGUGACCUGUGACCCGGCUCGCGCUCUAACCGUUCCCGCCAACGGCUUGGUGUUAAUGGGCUGAGCGGCCUGUGUCCAGUCAGGGAGGGCAGCGAGCCUGAGAUGGACUGGGCUCAGUUAGACGUGAACCCUAAAGUGGUGGCUGCUGUAAGGCGAGCAAACAUCCAAUCAAUAAAAGAGAUAUUGUGUCUCUCGGGAUCAGAUCUACAGAGACUCACUAAACUGUCCAGUUCUGAUGUGCGGUAUUUGCAUAAAACCGUUGCAGCAGUCGUAAAGAGUGAUCCAGUAGUAACAGCCCUCCAGAUGUAUAACGGAGAAUGUCCUUUUCCAACCCAGAACCGAAAACUUAGCAUGGGCUGCCCAGUACUGGACUUGCUACUUGGAGGUGGAAUUCCAUUAAUGGGAAUUACUGAAAUUGUUGGUGAGAGUUCAGCAGGCAAGACACAAAUCUGCAUGCAGUUGUGCCUGUCUGUACAGUUCCCAAGUAGCUAUGGUGGACAAGAUGCAGGAGCUGUGUAUGUUUGUACAGAGGAUACUUUUCCAAAUAAACGUUUACAGCAACUGAUUGCCUUUCAAUCCAUGUUACGAGCUGAUGUGCCUGCUGACAUUGUCAACAACAUUAAGUUUGGUAACAACAUCUUUAUUGAACAUGUUGCAGAUGUGGAUUCGUUAAAUCACUGCAUUAGCAAAAGGUUACCGAUAUUAUUAUCACGAGGCUUGAUACGCCUGGUGGUGAUUGAUUCAGUUGCAGCUUUAUUCAGAUGUGAAUUUGGAGCCAGUGAUUCCAUUGCCAAGGCCAAAUGCCUCCAGAAAUUUGGAGCUAUGCUCCAUCAACUCAGCCACCGGUUCAGCAGCCCCAUCAUCUGUGUCAAUCAGAUAGCAGAUGCAAUAAGUGGCUCUUCUUUGGCUCAGAGUAAUUUUGGCUUAUUAGAUAAAGUGUUACCAGCUCUGGGUCUGACCUGGUCCAAUCAACUCCUUAUGAGGCUAAUGGUUAGUCGGACACAAUUCUGCGCGGAAGGCAAAUUUCCUGAUGACAAAGUGCGUGCCUUGAACUCUGGGACUGUUCUACGAAGAAUGGAAAUCAUUUUUGCACCUCAUCUUCCCCAAUCAUUCUGUAACUAUAUAAUCUGCAAAGAAGGGGUAAGGGGAAUGAAGGAAACAGGGAUAUAACAAGGGCCAUUGGAAAGGUGUACCUAUUUUUCUUUCCCCUGCAUAUUUAUUUUUUUCCAAGCAAAUUUCAGUACUCUCAGCUUCCCUGCCAAUCACCCUCCACAUCCAAAUGAAUAUAGUAGUCCAAUAUAAUUUUAUAAUCACUUACAUGGGCCUUGUUUACACAGUCACCAUUUGUGCUGUAAUUAUCCUGUUUAGCAAUUUGUAUUUGCGAUUCUUCCCCCUAUUUUUCAAAAUCAUUGUUCUUGGAAUGUUGGCUGGUCCAGCCUGUCCCAGUAAUCCUGCUGCUUGCUUUAAAGUGGCUGACUGUUAUUCUAAAAACAGCAGUUUUAACCAAUAUAGAUAAAUAUGGCAGUUUAGAAAUGUCCCAAUCUCUGAUUUUAUUUAUUGCAUGAAUUUUUAUCAUUGCACAGCUGAAAGUUUUGUACCAGAAACAAAAUAACAAGCAGAUUUUAACAAAAAUCAAUUAACAUUUUAUUAAAAUAAUCUGCAUUGACUGGAGUAACAUUCUGUGCACCUAGGAUCUAACCUUGCUAAUAUUCAAGAUUUUCUUUUUUUAUUAUUUGACUGCACUAAGCACUGCUAUUUUUGAUAUCUUGAUAAAAUUUCAGGGCCUAGGUCUUUAAAGUUAGAAACUCAAUUUUUGAAGAAUUGGCAAAUUAAUAAUAAAUAAAAAUCUUCCAUGGUGAGGGUUAGGUAGGAAGUCAUUGACUUCAUUCCUGAGUGUUAUAAUUAUCAUUUUUUGAUAUCUGCAUAGCAUGAAAAUGGAUAAGGAAUGUUCAAGUUGACAGGUGGCCAUGGUACUAAACCUGGGACCAUUUUGUGGUUAACGAGUUUCUAGGUCUCCUAGAAAACUAAUUUCUACAAUGUAGAUUUUGUAUUUUUAAAAAAAUUGUAGUUAACAUGCAAAGUAUUUCCAAAUUAUGCUUGGAUGGAGAAAAAUCUCUUUUGAUGAGCAAUUUUUGUUGAGUGAACACAUUAUAGCUUAAAAACCUAGGAUCAUAUAAUACUUUUCUUUACAUAUGUAUGAAUCCUUUAGAUUAAGUCACUGGAGUUUAAAUAUAAAUUCUAUGCUGCUUUAGAGCCAAUACAAUUGCUUCUUAAACAUUAGACAAAAGCGACCUUGAUAGAAAAUCAAGGAUUCUGCAACAUAGUGGAUGAUCUUUGAUCAUAUCCAAGUAUGAAGUUCAAUAAAAAAAUCAAAAUUUCUUAUCCAUGAUUUUAUUGAAAUAUACCGUACUUGAGACCAAUAAAAUGUAAUUGACUCUAUUUUCUGAAUAUGUUUUCUGUUACAUGCAAUUUCUGGUGUAUUUACAAAUGUGUAUAGUAUUUAUUUGCUGAUCACCUGUAUGCAUUUUAUUUUGCCUGUUGAUUUCUCGGACUAAUAAAGCCAAAAAUGUUACUUUCCAGAUGAAGAGAUUUUAAAUAAUUUAGGCAAUGUUGAAUUGAAACCCUAGAAGCUGUGUCAGCUAACCAUAUGCAAUAUUUAUGUCCUGCCAGGGUACAUUAUUUACAUUUAAUUUCUGCGUAUAAAAUGCCUUUCAUGUACUGACUGAUUCCAAGGUUGUUACUGGGUUUAAUUAUUAAUUCAGGUAUACAAGCUGAUUCUUUCUUGUAUGUAAUUUUCAGAUUUGUAAUAAAGCAUUAGAACUGCA